GGAGACAAUGGCCCCUUGAGAGAAAAGUACGGUUUAGGCAAAGAAAAAGAAAAGAAGCUCGCAGCGCGCGGGGGAGGAGCAAGAAAAAUGGAUUUCCAACAACAACACCACCACCACCACGGUUACAUGAGACCUCAAGCACAACCUCCAUCUGUGGCCGAUCCGCAGCAGCAACAGCAGCUUCCCCCCAGACUGCCGCCCCCUCCUCCUCCUCCCUCUUGGUUCUCGGGGGGGCAGUUCCAGUAUCAGCAUCCUUCUUCUCAUCAAUCUCCAUCGCACCCACACGCCCAACAGUGGCUUCCGCCACCACCGCUUCACUCUGAUCAUCACCACUCCUAUCCUACGCCUCCUUAUCCUACUCCUAAUCCUUAUCAAAAUCAUUUCCCCCCUCAUCUUCCUUUGCCUGGAUCUCACAUGCCUCCUCACUAUCCUCAUUCAUAUUCACAGGAUUGGAACAACAGUUGGGGUAAUAAUCAAGGUUGGAACCAUCCAGCUCCUAACAAUGAGGAAGAUUGGGCUUCCAAAGCCAGAGCAUGGGCAGCUUCCAAAGCUGAAACAGAUAACCAGCAGCAUUUUGCACCUGUUGGAAAACCAGAAGACCAAGGCCAUUUUCCUGAUCAAUAUUCACAAACUUCAGGACCUCAUUAUUCUGAUGGUCAUCUGUCUUCUGCUACCGUUUCUGGCUAUCAGCAGUAUCCAGCAGUCUCAUUCCCUCAGAGACCAGUGUCCUUGCAUCCUCAAGAAUCUCUUCCUAUUGCUCAUAUUCAACAUGUUGACCACUUUUCCUUUAAUAAGGAUGCAAAGUUUGGGGGAGACUCACGUUCUGCUUUUCAUCAUCACCAAGAAAGUCUACCUGCAACUGCUUCAUUGUCUCAGCAGGAGGUAUCUUCUAGUUAUUCUUCUGUUGCAGGUAAAGAUGGAGAUCAUUUUCCACACCAUGCAAACACAACAUUUCCUGCAGUAGGUGCACAAUCAGUUCCAAUGGAUCAAUCAUACUAUCCAUUUGGCCUGCAGCCUGUAAAUCAUGCAACUGAUCUUAGUGAUCAGCCCUUAGACUUCACACACAAGUUUGAUCAUGCCCUUGAUCACAAGCAACCGAGUUAUAGGAAAUGUGAUACUGGGUCAGCAUCUAUUCAUACUUGGCCUGCCACAGUUUAUCCUCCAGUUCCUCCUGUAUUAUCAGGGCAACAGCAUGACCCUUCAUUGGCUUUAGUUUCUCCACUCCCUGGACCUACUCCACUAUUUGGAACGAUAUCUGGGCCUAGUUUCCAGUCUCCAAUUCAACCUGUUGGUGUACCCUUCAGCAUUGCAACGGCAAGUGGGCUAGAUCCCAUUACAGUUUUUCCUAUGGAUGCAUAUGGAGUUUCUAGUAUGGUUGAGCGUCCGAAGAAGGCUUCUGUACCUAACUGGCUUCGAGAUGAAAUCAUUAAGAACAAAGCCACUAUUGCAAGUUCGGCUCCUGAGCUGUCCAAAGAGGAGGCUGAAUACCCUGAAGAUGAAACUGCUGACAAACCACUUGCUAGAGCUGGCCAGAUAGAUAACAUAAACAUUGAUUCUUCUAGGUCCGAGGAAGAAGAUGAUGAUGAGGAUGAGCUAGAGACAACUAGGUCUGCAGCAAUAAAUCAUCAAAUAAAACGUAUCUUAACUGAAGUCCUUCUCAAGGUUACUGAUAAACUCUUUGAUGAAAUUGCAAUGGAAGUUCUCAAUGAAGACGUACUCUCUGUUGAUGUUAAACAUGGCGAUGCAAGUAAAAAAGUACCACUUUCAGCGACAGCAGUUCCUUCUCCUAAGGCUUCUACCAGUGUUUUAAUUACAGCCAAAGUGAAAGAAGUUACUGAAGAUGAUAGUAAUAAAUCUGGUUCUAGUUCUCCUGCUGAUAUUCUGGGUCUUGGUACUUAUGCGUCUGAUGAAGAUGUUGAAGAAAUCCACACUUCUGCUAAACAAAACUCAAAGGACAUUAAUGUUCAGCAGCAACAUGCUGAACAUCUUUCAGAAGAUAAACUCAUCUUUGGGAAUGCUGUUUCUCUAGAUCAAACCAAACAAAAUAGGAAUUUGCAUGGAGAUGUUGAGAGAUCAAACUCCAAUGCAAGUGGUGCAUUUGGUAGGGAGUUGGUUGAUAAUAAGACAGGCAAAGAAUCAUCAGAAAUUAAUGCUGGAUCCAGACACUCAACAAAAUACAAUUCUCAAGUUCUGGAUUACCAGGAUCAUCUUGAUGAUCAAAAGAUGCUUGAUGGAGCUGAUGCUGGUAACAGAGUUGCUUCUGUAGACAUUGAUAAACACACUGAACACACAGUUGGUGAUGUUGAAGCAAAAAAGUUGGCUAUAGGGGAAUAUGAAGGCAAAGGGAGCAAGGGUAAAGAACAGAAGAAUGGUACAUCUGAAACCCGACGAAAUGCCUCUGCAAAGGUCUCAAUCAAGGAGCCAGAUUGUAUUCAAAAUGAUGAACUUGACAAGGGAGUUAAGUCUGAUGGCAAGAGGGAUGAAAAUCAAGCAAAGAAAAUUAGAACAGAAUGUAGAAAUGGUUCAAAUGAGAAAAUAAAAGAACAAGGUGGUAAGUCUGGGGAAAAGAGAAAGGAAUCUGAUUCGAGAAGAAAAACAUCUCAUUCUGAUGUUAAAGAGAGUAGAAAGGAAAAAGACAGAAGUAGAAUUAAAGAGAGUGAUAGAAGAGAGCACAAGAAGGGUGAUAGAAGAGAAAGACAGAGACAUCAUGCACGUGAAUCAAAUAGAAAUAAAAGGCGCCGCUCCUCCUCAGUCAGUAGCAGAGGUAGAACUGCAAAAGAGGAUUCAGUAGUUAGUCAUGUACAUGAAUCGAGCAAUGAGUCUUCAGAAGGGACUGACAGGAAGCUACAUUCAAGGAAGGACAGGUCACCAUCCCCUAUUAGAAUAAAGAGGAGACAAGAUUCGCGGUCUCCACAUAGCAAGCAUUCUCAACGCAGGCAUUCUCCCUACUCUUCUCUUGCAUCUACGAGGGUAAGGCGGUCUAGGUCCAGUUCUAGGUCUAGGUCACCUGUUGGGCGAAAAAAAUGAAUGGACCUUGGAUGCUAUUAUUUUUGGUAUGUACUGGAAAGACAAAGAUUGACUGGCCGCUGGAGAUGUAAAAGUGUUGCAGUGUACCAAAUGGGAGGAGAGAGCACAUUAUAUAUAGGGUCAUGGCUAUUUUCUUGCAUCCGGAUUGGCAAGAGAUAUUAAUUGGGUUCUGGUCUUCUUCAAUGAAUCUACAAAGAAGGAUAUGCGAAAGAUCGGUGGAUAACCUGUUUUUAUUUGUGCAUUGUUUGUUUGUUACUACUACUUGUAGUGGUAGUAGUGGAGGGGUGGUGGUGGACAAAAUACACACUUUUGUUUUAACUUGAGAUGAUGUAAAACUUUGGUCUUCUUCUUCACGUAAAGAACAAGAAAUGCUGCGGAGAAAUUAAAUCAUGGGUUGGGCAUGUUUCCUCUUGGAUU
Impatiens glandulifera is the source of this 3444-nucleotide messenger RNA. RefSeq names its product arginine/serine-rich protein PNISR. The transcript has 12 exons. The coding region runs from base 88 to 3027 and encodes 979 amino acids. The record is from RefSeq and is a predicted model, not a curated record. Lineage: Eukaryota; Viridiplantae; Streptophyta; Magnoliopsida; Ericales; Balsaminaceae.